Messenger RNA from Adineta ricciae, 597 nucleotides. Lineage: Eukaryota; Metazoa; Rotifera; Eurotatoria; Adinetida; Adinetidae. The record is from the annotation of a GenBank genome assembly.
AUGGAACAAAAAAUUCCUCUUGAGCCAGUCUUUCCGCGUCAACAUCGUUUAUUCGAAUAUGAACCAACUUAUCCGUGGGUUCGGUAUGUUGUCGCUACAGUUGCAGUUGCCUCAAUCGUCGGCAUCGUAAUCUUAGUCUUAAUGUUGGCUCUUCCGAUCAGUAUGCUUGUCAUCGGAGUUCGAUAUCGUGAUUUUUAUUAUUGUCCGAUCGAACCACGUAUUAGUACGUUUUUAAUUGUUGCUGGCUCGGUAUCGAUUACUUGGAUUGUCCUUUCGAUUAUUUUAUCGAUAAUGACGAUGUUUUUUUCAUAUACACGUUCAAUGAUCACAUUGAUUUGUGCCGUUGUUCUUAGUUUAGUUAUUUUCGGAUUACAGAUCUUUUCGUUUAUUUGGUUGAUUAUUGGAAGCGCGUGGACAUUUAGUAUUAAGAAUCGUGUUGAACACGUCAUUAAUUAUCCAUUUAAUCUUCCGUUUUAUUGCCAACGAACGCUGUAUCAAUUUACUUUUGCGUAUUUGAUUAUUAUUUAUAUUCUUAUGGCAUUGCAAUGUUGUGGACAAUGUUUUAUGAGUUUUCUUCGUUUAAAACAACGAAACUGA